Indicator indicator is the source of this 1797-nucleotide messenger RNA. RefSeq names its product RAB11 family interacting protein 1 (gene RAB11FIP1). The transcript has 5 exons. NCBI's taxonomy places the organism in Eukaryota, Metazoa, Chordata, Aves, Piciformes, Indicatoridae. Gene Ontology annotation, cellular component: intracellular membrane-bounded organelle. Gene Ontology annotation, molecular function: small GTPase binding. Gene Ontology annotation, biological process: regulated exocytosis. Bases 1 to 1797 code for a protein of 598 amino acids. The record is from RefSeq and is a predicted model, not a curated record.
AUGUCCGGCCUGGGCGCGGGCACGGCCCCGGCCUGGGUUCCCACCCAUGUGCAGGUGACGGUGCUGCGGGCGCGGGGACUGCGGGCCAAGGCGGCGGCGGGCGGUGGCGGCAGCGAUGCCUACACCGUGAUGGCGCUGGGCCGUGAGAAGUUCUCCACCUCGGUGGCGGAGCGGUGCCAGGGGCAGCCGCUGUGGCGGGAGGAGGCCACCUUCGAGCUGCCGCCGCCGCCGCGGCCCGCCGCCCUCCGCCUCACCGUGCUGCACCGCGCCCUCGUCGGCCUCGACAAGUUCCUGGGGCGGGCGGAGGUGGAUCUGGCCGCGCUGAGGGCCGACGGCGGCCGGCGGCACACCAGAUAUGUCACGCGUGUCAAGCACGGCGCGAGGGUUGAGAGGGACCUCUAUGGCGAGAAUCAGUCCAGUGUCCACCUCUGUCGCGAACAUCUGCUCUAUGCAACACAAGAACUUCAUCACGUAAUUCUCAGUGAGAAUCAAGCGUUCUGGCAACAACACAGAGCACUACAAUACGCCGAGGGCGAGUCUUGGCACAGAUUUAUCCUUAACACGGCGAUGAGUUGGGCUGGUGAGUUAGGUGCUGAGCUGCCUCCUGCAGGCCGUGGUGUAAAACCUGCUGCUGGGCCCCUGUUACCUGAUGGCAAAGCCUCAGAUGCUGCUGGGUGCCUCCCCCAGAGCAGCUCACUGGUGACUGCCACCCCACCAGUGAUGCUCAGGGACCUCAGCAGUGACAGGCAUUCAGAAACUGAGGGGCAGGAGGACUUAUCUGAUUGCCUCCCAAAGCUGGAGUCUGCUGUUCCCCUUGCUGGGGAGCGUGGUCUGAAACUGGCCACCCUUCCUGUCAUCCUGGAGGGAGGCUCUGACGAGGAGCUGCUGGGUGACCCUCAGGAGCCCCAAGGGCUUGCUGCAGGGGAGGAGAACCUUGCAGAGGCAGGAAAGCAGUCCCUAGGUGCAGUGCCUUUGCAUGAAGACCUGCAAGAGCACUCCGGUAGCUCUGCUGCAGCUGCUCUGGGGGGAGGAGGAGGAAGUGCUGCUGGUGCUUGUGAGCCAAGCAAAGCACCUGAGCUGCCUGCCAGCGUGGGGGUUCACAGUGCCAAGAAGCAGGUAGCUGGCCCAGGCUUGGGUAGGAUGUCUCAUUCCAGGGAGCAGAGCAGUCCUCUGGAGGUACCAGAACUGAGGAGGAGUGCAGGUGCUGAGUGUGCAGAGCAUGACUUCUCUGAGCCUUCUCUUUCCUCUUCCUCCCUGUCCAGUCCUCCCCAGCCCUGCUCUUCCUCUCCCCCUCUCCCCUCUGACACCCCCAAUGGUAGAGCAGAGUCUCCGCAAAAGCCACCAGCCGAGGGCUCCGCAGAUAAAGCAGGAAACUGUGGCAAGAAGAAGCUUCUUCAGGCCUGGGUUUCACCCUCUGAAAUAUAUCCUAACCUGAGCCAGCAGGGUGCUGAACCCUUGGCUCCUAAGCACAGGCUCCAUCCUGUGAAGCCCAUGAAUGCCACAGCAAACAAGCCCCAGAGUAAAACCCUGAAUGUCAUCAGCACCAUGAAUGAAAAGCUGCUGGAGAUGAACAUGAAGAAAUAUGAGCCCUCAGACCCUGCCUAUGCCUAUGCUCAGCUAACACACGAUGAGCUGAUCCAGCUGGUCCUGAAACAGAAGGACACAAUCAGCAGGAAGGAUCUCCAGGUGCGGGAGCUGGAAGACUACAUCGAUAACCUUCUGGUCAGGGUCAUGGAGGAAACCCCAAACAUCCUGCGUGUCUCAACCUCUGGAAACAAAAAAGCUGGAAAGAUGUAA